Molecule: messenger RNA, 744 nt
Organism: Dibothriocephalus latus
Lineage: Eukaryota; Metazoa; Platyhelminthes; Cestoda; Diphyllobothriidea; Diphyllobothriidae
Source: the annotation of a GenBank genome assembly
AUGUUCAUGAUGAUGGUGGUGACGAAGAUAUUUAUGAUGAUAGCGCUGGGAAUUAGGAAGAUGAUAAAUCGCCUUGCCCUUACUUCACAGGCCUUCCGGCGAGUGGAUGAGCAUGCAAUGCUGGUGUCACAGCAACAACAGGACAACUUCACCCAACUCAUUUGGCAACUCAUCUACGCGCGCAACAUCACCUCGGAGUUGGAGCGUGUGAGGGCCAUCUUCCUCUGGCUUUGCACCAAGGACCUGCACAAAAUGAACUUUGACAAUGUGAAGCCGGACUCGCCCGAGGAAAUUCUCAUGGGCAUUCGCACGGGCAAAUCAACCUAUGCGCAGAUAUUUCUCACACUCUGUCGCGUGGAGAACAUCCGCUAUGUGCUGGACACCUUCUACUUCCUCGCCAACCCCAGUCAACUCAUCUACACGCAUUUCCCGCAUGAUACGGACUGGCAGCUGCUACAUCAUCCAAUCACCUUGGAGGAGUUUGAGUCGCUGGCUCUUGUCAAGUCCGCCUUCUUCAAGUACAAUCUCAGUCUCUUGUCCUACCGCAAUGCUGUUGUCGUCUUCACCGACCCGGAGAUCCGCAUCGUGGUUGGGUUCCCACCCGGCAGCGAGAACUUCCUCGCCUUCACCAUCGGUCUCACCUUCGAUGAUCAGGACUUUACUGAACAUUAUAACAGCGUUCCUCUGGUGUACGUCUGUUUUUUUUUUGAAAAUGCUGAUUUACAUGCGCUUUAUAAUUUCUGA